AUGGAUUUAGAGGUGAGAGGAAGGAAUCAGAGGAACAGGAGAAGAAAGACGAAGCCAAGUCUAGUUCAGGCCGAAGCCAUCCGUUCUGUCCAAGCCCCCCCCCCCCCCCCACCCGCCCCCCCAUUUGUACCAUAUGACUCUGGUGCCGCUGAAGGCCAGCAGUGGCGGCCCAGUUUCCAGCCCAAGCUGAGAGUAGAAGGGUCUCUUACAGGAAGUGUCGCUGACAGUUCAGGAUGCAGGUGGACGCAGGCUUCCACAGGCCCACUUAGCCGCGCCGUGAAAAAAAUCGAUUGGUGGCGUCGUGGACUACCUGCUGCGGGCCUUGUAGACAAUUUCCACGCAGCCUUCUUGGCCCGCUGGCCUGCACCGCUAUCUCUCUACGAAACACAUUCGUCUUCGCUGUCUAUCCCCACGCGUUCAUCUCCACCUGCGCUGCCGCUCGUCGUCUCCGCGUUCCCUCCGUGGACUGCACCUCCCCAUCGUCAGAAAACGGCGGGGAUGGAGGAGGAGAAUAUGUCGAACAGAGAGGGGGAAAAGAAUCCGGCCGGCUCUCAGGCUGAGACUUUGCUUGGUUACCUGCUCGUAACAGCAGAAGUGGUGAAUUUUACUCUUAUUCGGGAUAAUGACAGGCUUAUGGAUAAGAUACUCCAUAGCAGGAGUAGAAGAAUUUUGAAACAGGACAGGGUGUGGCUAUCUACUUUGUCAUCAUGAUGAUCUCUCUCAGUGAACCAAGAGCUGACUGACAAGAUGGUUGACAUUCAGCAAGAACUGGCCGAGACGGAGGCCUGGGCGGAGGAAAAGAGUGGGAGCUCACCACAGAAGAGCUUUGGAGCUCCGGCGUUGUCGUCGAUGAGGAAGAGGCCGCCAAGGGCCGGUGCUAGCCUCCAUCGCCUUGCUUGAGACCUCCUUCGGCGUCAGCGCGCAGGAGCUUCGGCAGGAGGCCGGCGGCGAGAGGCGCGAGAGAUUGUCCAACGGCUAGAGGCGUGGGAGGGAAGCACGAGGCCGGCGACGCAAUGCUUGAGACCUCCCUCGCCCUGAACAGGGUGAGCUCGCCUAGCGGAGGAGCUCACCGAACAGGAUCUUCCGCGGGAUGCCAGAGGCACGGGCGAGCGAGCGCACGAGUAAGUUCGACGUCCGGACGGAGGGAGUAGUAUGAAUGGAAACCAUGGAAGGAGCGAAAACCCAGACUCUGGGCUCAGUUUCUGCUCCGUAACGUUGGAAACAACUAGAAAAUCAAUCGCGUGGACGCAGGAAUCUGCUAUUCCUGCUUAGAGCAUCUCCAGCAGCGUCCCCCAAACCGCGCCGGAUUGAGCGUUUGGGGGACGUGUUUCGU
Lolium rigidum is the source of this 1333-nucleotide messenger RNA. Its product is annotated as myosin-1-like. The transcript has 4 exons. The coding region runs from base 1 to 711 and encodes 236 amino acids. The record is from RefSeq and is a predicted model, not a curated record. Lineage: Eukaryota; Viridiplantae; Streptophyta; Magnoliopsida; Poales; Poaceae.